This is a messenger RNA of Daphnia carinata, 1029 nucleotides long. RefSeq lists its product as uncharacterized. Lineage: Eukaryota; Metazoa; Arthropoda; Branchiopoda; Diplostraca; Daphniidae. The record is from RefSeq and is a predicted model, not a curated record. The transcript is spliced from 3 exons. The coding region runs from base 28 to 867 and encodes 279 amino acids.
CGUUCCGCGGUAUAAAAAGAACCCAAAAUGUUGUUGAUGCAUCGUCAAUCGUCCUUAGACUGCUCAGUUGCUCAGACAUUCAUUACCUUACGACGCAAACAUCGAAACGGCUAUCCGCUUACCAUGAAAUUCGCAGUGAUCUUUGCCAUCGCAAUGGCUUGCGUAAUGGCAGCGCCUCCAACUCCUAACGUUGCGCAAACAGCAUCCGCAGCUAGCGGUGAUGCUGAUGGAGUAGUAAAACGAUCCCCCGCUCCCGCGGUGGGCAAUCAAAAUACCAAAAAAAUUGUUAGAAGACGUCCAGUCAGUGUCAUAGACGCCAAUGGCCAACUGGUUGAUAUUGAUGACGACGAUGUCAAGUUUGUUACUGCAGGCUUUAAUGACAGACAAGUAGCUUUCCAACCCCAGCAAGCGUCGGUUGUUAGCCAAGCUCCAGUAAUGACUUCCGCUGUAGGUUCUGCCUCUGCGUUAAGCCAAACGGCCGGAGAUAUUGUUCUCAUCAGUGACGACAGCAGGGAAAUUGACGACUUGGACGAUUUCGAUGAUCUUGAUGAUUUUGCUAUCGUCUCCGCCAAUGGCCUAAAACCUUUCUCGUUCUUCAACAGACCGACUCCUGCUCGCGUUGUUUCUCAAUCGUCCCUUUUCAAUCCGUUAACAUCUUUUGUCCGUGCGCCCGUCCGCCAGACCAGACUGAAAACGAGAUUCGUACAAUCAAACAAUCCAACCACCUGUACUUGUCCUCCACAGCAACGCGAACCACUUUUCCAAUUUUCAAGAUUCCCUCAGCAAUCCGUCAACCGUUUCUCCCAGUUUGGAAGGUUUCCCCAGUUCGCUUCUUCUUCUGGGGUUCAGUUUAUCUUCGACGACUAGUUUAGACUGUAGAUCAAUGACGACGUCAAUUUGGAAUGGUGUAUUUUUUAUUGAAUUUCCCACUAGCAAAUGCAUUUUUUGUCCUACCGCAUUAUUCUACUUGUUUGGAUUUUAUAGCUGAUAGAUGUAGAGCAAAUACAACUCACUUGCUUUUUUAAAAUA